AACACGUCUAAUACCAGUUGACAUGUUCAAUCAUCUGGUUAACAGGAAUUAAUCUGAAGUUGUUAUUUUUAGAAAAUUGAUGGCAAGUUAUCGAGAUCAAUUGCCAAGUGAGGUUUUGGCAUAUUUUGACGCUAUUGAUGAAAAGGUUAAGGCCUUUCAAGAAGCUACGUCAAAAAUUGCAGAUGAGCCAGUAAACCAACAGUGCGGUAUAUUCGUGGAAACUUUCACUGAUGUCAUACCUCGUUACCUGUUGCUGGCUCAAGCUUAUUCUGCUCCAGCUCCAAAUGAGGUGAUGGUGGUGUUCAAAGUGCUGGCGUCCAAAAUUCAGGAAAUAGGGGCCAUAGCGGACAAAAACAAGGGAGAGGAUAGCUACCAGAUGCUGAUGGCCAUACAAAGUGCAUCAGACGCUCUCAACUGGGUCACUGUGUCUCCCAAACCAGCCAACUCAAUUGGAGAUGCUUAUGACGGGUGCUUAUAUUAUGCCAACAGAGUCAGCAAAGAUAGAGGAGAUGAUGGCAAGGCGUGGGUGAAGGCAUUGUCUCAGCUGCUGAAUGCAAUGAAGGCUUACGUCAUAGACUAUCACAAGUCAGGACUCAUGUGGAAGGGAUCUAGUAAAUGUCCUGCCACUUUGCGGGAGGCAGAUAUCAGCACACUGGUCGCACAACUCAGCCUAUCAGGAGGAGCAUCAAGUGCUGCCAGCGGAGCCUCUGUGUCCUGUGAUUCUGGCGACGACUCUCCCUAUCUACAAGAGCUCUCAGCCAGUCUUGAUGACUUGAUGGAGAAGUCGAAGGCACUGGGGGAUUUGUUGGAGCAGCAGAUGACUAAGUUCGACUCCAUCGCUAGAGUAGUCAUUCCUAAGUACCUUUCCAUGGCAGAACAACACCAGGCGCCUCCUCAGAGUGACUACCCGAAGGUGUUCUCGGAGAUGAUAGAAGUGACAGGGCAGAUAGUGAGCAUGAGUGACUCCACCAAACCCACCCAUCCUCAGUCUCUACUUCUUAACACUGUCAAGUCAGCUGCGGAACACUUCAACUGGGUUGUCGCUCCUGGAAGACCUCAGGAUUUUGUGAAGGAAUGUAUGGACUCAACUACUUUCUACGGAAACAAGGCUAUUAAAGCCGGAGGGGAUGAAGAGAAGGCCUGGUUCAAGAGUCUAGCUCAGUACAUGCGCAUUCUGCAGCAGACGCUCAAAGACUUCUACCCCAGUGGUCUCGUCUGGAAGGGAAAGACUCCUAUCGGACAAUCAUCAGGUGCUGCUGCUCCCCCUCCCCCACCUCCAGGCGGACUUCCUCCUCCGCCGCCACCCGUAGCCGCUAGUGCCCACUCGGGUGGAUCCUCCUCCGGUGACGACGGAAGAACUGAACUGUUCUCACAGCUAAACAAGGGCACAGACAUUACCAAAGGACUGAAGAAGGUGACUAAAGACAUGCAGACUCACAAGCAUCCGGAGUUGAGAGCCGGUGCAGUGGUCACCGCAGUCGAGAAGAAAGGAGAGGGGGCAUCUGCUGCUAAACCAGCGGCAGCCAAAGUUGAGAAGCCUCCCAAGAUGGAGCUGGUCCAGGACAAGAAGUGGAUCGUGGAGAACUACAAGGACGAGACAGUGACGAUUGAGAUCUCGGACUUCAAGCACACCGUGUAUGCCUUCAACUGUAAGAACACCACCUUCAUUGUGAAGAACAAGGUCAACUUCAUCUCCCUCGACAACUGUGCCAAGUGUGGAGUCGUGUUCGAUGACCUCCUGUCUUCCGUUGACCUCGUCAACUGCAAGAGUGUACAGAUACAAGCGCUAUCUAAGAUGCCACUUCUGAACAUAGACAAGACGGAUGGAGUGCAGGUGUAUCUGAGUCCGGAGUGUCUGGACGUGGAGAUAGUGACUGCCAAGUCCUCCGAGAUGAAUGUGCUAGUGCCUCAGGAGGACGGAGACUUCUCAGAGUUCCCCAUCCCAGAACAGUACAAAACAGUGUUCGACUCCAAAAAGAAAAGACUAGUCACUACUUGCUCAGAGAGUCUAGGUUAAAUCAUACAAACGGCAGCAGCGGAUAAUAUCAGUGAAUUAAAAAUUGUUGAACUGGACUUGGACAUAAUAUGGAAGACGGAAACUCAGAAUCCGAUAUUUACACCUUAUCAUUGAAUAAGAAUUAUCAAAACAUGAAAAAAAAAUCAUUUGAAAACAACAAAAUUUUGGCCAUGGAAAAAUUAAGACAUUGGCAGGUCGCAAUCAACUGUACAUUAUUUCUUAAAACUGAAUUCUGUUAUCUGAUUGAUAGCGAAGUGUUUUAAUUCUCUUGCUUGGAGUCCUAGUGAAUGACAACAUACUUUAUUAUCCUGAAUUCAUCUGAAUCAGAUUAAAUUUUGAUCUACAUUAUCCUAGUCUGUGCUAUUUGAUGCGUUUGUUUUAUGUGAUGACCGUUGUGGUUUUUUAUCGAGAUAAAUGCAUGCCUUCAAAUUGUCUUUGAUUCAAAGUGCUGAAAAUAAUUUUUCAUCUUUCCAACGAUUUUUUUAUUGACCACAUAAAUCAGUUAAAUCAAAAUCUACAGGAAAGUUGAAAUAUUCGUUGAUACAAAUAGGACCAUAUUUAAUUCGAUCACUUAAUUUAACAGGUAUUCUGUACAGUAAUUUAAAACAAAUAAAUUUGUUUCGGUCAUCGUCCUACAUCUUAAUAUUUUUACACCUUUGCCAAUCAAUCAUCACAAAAGAUGUCUUCAUUCAAA
This is a messenger RNA of Symsagittifera roscoffensis, 2711 nucleotides long. Its product is annotated as adenylyl cyclase-associated protein 1-like. Gene Ontology annotation, biological process: cytoskeleton organization; actin filament organization; cell morphogenesis. Gene Ontology annotation, molecular function: adenylate cyclase binding; actin binding. NCBI's taxonomy places the organism in Eukaryota, Metazoa, Xenacoelomorpha, Acoela, Convolutidae. The transcript is spliced from 15 exons. Gene Ontology annotation, cellular component: cytoplasm. The record is from RefSeq and is a predicted model, not a curated record. The coding region runs from base 80 to 2017 and encodes 645 amino acids.